This is a messenger RNA of Argiope bruennichi, 1248 nucleotides long. RefSeq lists its product as uncharacterized. NCBI's taxonomy places the organism in Eukaryota, Metazoa, Arthropoda, Arachnida, Araneae, Araneidae. Bases 1 to 1248 code for a protein of 415 amino acids. The transcript has 24 exons. The record is from RefSeq and is a predicted model, not a curated record.
AUGGCGCAGCAGUUGCUGAAGGUGUUUUACUAUCAUGAUAUUUUAAUUGCAGCUUCUGGAGUUGGAGCUGGAAUGGGAGGUGGCAGUGGAGGUGGUGCCGCAAGCGCAACCGGAGUGUUAGGUGGCACGGGAGGUGGUGCCAUAGGCGCAUCUGGAGUUGCAGGUGGUAUGGGAGGUGGCUACGGACUUGGUGCUGCAGGUGCAGCUGGAGCUGUAGGUGGAUAUGGAGGUGGCUAUGGUGGUGGUGCUGUAAGCGCAACUGGAGCUGCAGGUGGUAUGGGAGGUGGCUACGGAUAUGGUGGCGCAAGCGCAGCUGGAGCUGCAGGUGGUAUGGGACUGGGUUACGGAGGUGGAGCAUCAAGUGCUGCUGGAGCUGCAGGUGGAUUCGGAGGUGGCUAUGGUGCCGCCGGAGCUGCAGGUGGUAUUGGAGGUGGCGCCGUAGGCGCAGCCGGAGGUGCAGGUGGUAUGGGAGGUAACUAUGGAUUUGGCAGCGGAAGUGCGGCUGGAGCUGCAGGUGGAUUCGGAAGUGGCUUCGGUGGUGGUGCCGCAGGCGCAGCCGGAGCUGCAGGUGGAAUGAGAGGUGGAGUCGCAGGCGCAGCCGGAGCUGCAGGUGGCUACGGAUUUGGUGGUGGAAGCGCAAUUGGAGCUGCCGCUGGUAUAGCAGGUGGCUAUGGAAGUGGUGCCGCUAGUGGUCACUUAAAGCAUUUUCAGCAAUUUGCAGCCGGAGCUGCAGGUGGUAUGGGCUACGGAGGUGGUGCUAUGAACGCAGCAGGAGCUGCAGGUGGAUUUGGAGGUGGCUACGGUGGUGGUGCUGCAGGCGCAGCCGGAGCUGCAGGUGGUAUGGGAGGUGGCUACGGAUUUGGUGGAGCAAGUGCAGCCGGGGUUGCAAGUGGUAUGGGAGUUGGAUACGGAGGUGGUGCCUCAAGUGCAUCAGGUGUAGCGGGUGGUUUUGGAGGUGGCUUUGGAGGUGGUGCAGCAAGUGCAGCAGGAGCUGCAGGUGGAUUCGGAGGUGGUUUUGCUGGUGGUGCUACAAGUGCAGGAACCGCAGGUGGAAUGGGAGGCGGUUUCGGAGGUGGUGCCGCAAGCGCAGCUGGAGCUGCAGGUGGUAUGGGAGGUGGCUACGGAACUGGUGUUGCAGGCGCAUAUGGCCGGCGUACUGGCUUAACCCCAGUUGGUGUCACAGGUGCCGCAGCAGGAGCAGGCAAUAUUGGUGACGGCUAUGGAGGUCGUGUCGCAAGCUUUCUUUAA